Striga asiatica is the source of this 552-nucleotide messenger RNA. The record is from the annotation of a GenBank genome assembly. NCBI's taxonomy places the organism in Eukaryota, Viridiplantae, Streptophyta, Magnoliopsida, Lamiales, Orobanchaceae.
AUGUCGUCCAUUAGAUCAAACGAGCUCGUGCCUGCAGAUGAAUCUCAGCGUUUGGUCGUCCUCAUCCCUGAAAGGCCACUCCUUUACAAAGUGCUUGCUGUGGAGAAUCAUUUGGGCCGCGAAUUUCGCUGGCCCGGGAUUUGGGUAGUCAAGGAGCACGUUUUUGUACAAAAUGUUGAGGUCAUCGUAUACACUUCUUUCGGCACCCGUAUCGCCAAUUUCCACGCGGGCCGCAUCCCGGGCCUCUUGUCUGGUCAUACCACAGCUGCGGGCCUGAUUCUUGGCCCGUUUUUCUCUCAAGGCCUCGACUAUGACUUCUGCUACAUGCUGGAGUCUUCUAACGGGCCACCGGGAGUCCAUAUUGGCAGCAAGAUUAGAAAACUUUCUGCACUUUGCAAGUUUUUUCUCUUUGUUGGGCGGGGGCCUGGUUCUGAGAGCGAGUCUGCAGGAAGUUUUCAACAAGCAUUGCUUCUCGUCUGGUUUCAUGAAGGGAGCCACCGAGAACCUUCCGGAAGGAGGUUUGGUUUUCAGGGUCAGCAUAAAUCGGAAUAA